This is a messenger RNA of Carassius auratus (goldfish), 2947 nucleotides long. It is a transcript of the gene gdpd2, whose product is annotated as glycerophosphodiester phosphodiesterase domain containing 2. NCBI's taxonomy places the organism in Eukaryota, Metazoa, Chordata, Actinopteri, Cypriniformes, Cyprinidae. Gene Ontology annotation, molecular function: glycerophosphodiester phosphodiesterase activity. The record is from RefSeq and is a predicted model, not a curated record. Gene Ontology annotation, cellular component: plasma membrane. The transcript has 16 exons. Gene Ontology annotation, biological process: lipid metabolic process. The coding region runs from base 313 to 1890 and encodes 525 amino acids.
UUCAUUGUCAGCGCCUCAUUUAUACUCGGUCCACGGGAUUUAUGUCUCAGCACGAGCUCGAGUGCUCAGACUGCCGAAGAGUGCUGAAGUUUGGGAGUCUGACGGGGUUUUCACUAUUAAAUGUACUUUUUAAAGCAAGAACUAAAUGAACCCACCCCCCUCCAACCACAAUAGUAGAGUUUCCCAGGCAGUGAGUCAUUCAAUAUCAAACACCUGCACCAGUAUAAAUGAGUUAACCUCACUACAUCCUGGACCCCUAUUCAUCCAUAUACAUUCAGCUGGAAUCAUUAGAGGAGGAAAACAACAACAACAAUGUUCUCGAUCUUCCGAACCUGCCUCAGAGGAAUCUACAGUUGUCAAUGGAACAGUCAAACCAGGACACAAAAUAGGGCUUGCUGCUGGUUCUCCUUUCUGUGUCUUGUGUCCAUACUUGCCCUGAGUUGGAUGUACGUUUGUUUUAUUGCCUUCAACGACCAUGAUGAUGUAAACUGGCUUGCCUUCAAAACCUUAAAAAAAUGGGUGAGCUGGUACAUGAUAGUGAUGGUUGUUUCUGCUGUGCUGGCCAUAUACUGCCUUCUUCUGCUGGUAUUUGGAUUGCUGCAUUUAGCAAUCAGAGAGCCCUUAAAUUUACACUGUCUGCAUAAGGUGUUCCUGUUUUUAGGUCUCCUCACUGUUACUUUAGGCACAGCUGGAAUUUGUAUAAAAUGGAAAGAAGAGUGGAAAAGUGUCUAUAUGUCAUUUCAGGCCACUGCUCCUUUCCUGCAGCUGUGUGGUGUGGUGGCUUUGACCUUGAUCAGCUGGCUGGUGUUCCAGAGUUAUCAUAGAGCAAAAACAGCUGCUUGUAAGGUUUUAAUAAUGAUGACCUUCCUGGUAGUGUCUGCUGCUGUGUUUCUCUGUCCUCUUGCUAUCUGCUCUCCAUGCAUUACCAAUAAUCUUCCCCCAAAACCAGCUCUCAUUGGACACCGCGGUGCUCCGAUGAUGGCUCCAGAGAACACCAUGAUGUCAUUCAGGAAGAGUAUGGAGUGUGAUGUGGUGGCAUUUGAAACAGAUGUGCAACUCAGUAAGGACAAGAAGCCUUUUCUUAUGCAUGACAAUGGUUCAAGCUUUUUGCUGCGAACAACUGACGUGAAGGAUAAGUUUUUAGGUCGAGAUGGCGACGUGAACACUAACUUCACAUUAGAGGAGUUAAAGACUUUAAAUGCAGGCGAAUGGUUUGUAAGGACAGAUCCAUUUCAGUCAGUGGCAUCGCUCUCAAAGGAAGAGAAGAUGGAGGCUAAUAACCAGACAGUACCUUCUCUUAAUGAGCUCUUAGUCAUGGCCAAAACGCAUAAUGUCUCCCUCAUAUUUGACCUCAAAAAUGAUGAAAACUCAACAGGAUUCCAAAACAGUGACUCCUACUACACCACUGAAACGAUCAAAAAAUCAGGCAUCUCACAAGACAAGAUAUGGUGGCUCCCUUCAGAAUUUAGGCACGAAGUGAGAAACAUUGCACCAGGGUUCAAGCAGGUGUAUCAUAAUGAACAAGACAUGAAUGCGGAUGGUGGAAGCUUUCUGAAUAUGAAAUACAGUUCACUGAAUGCUCACGAAAUAAGUGAGCUGCGGGAAAAAAAUGUGUCCGUGAAUCUGUGGGUUGUGAAUGAGCCCUGGCUCUUCUCAUUACUGUGGUGCUCAGGGGCCAGUUCAGUGACCACCAAUGCUUGCCACAUCCUCAAAAACAUGUCUAAGCCUGACUGGCAUCUGGAGCCUAAUAUCUACAUGGGAAUAUGGAUCUCGGCUGAUGUGAUAUCAUUACUGUUGAUGUUUGGCCUGUUUAUCUGGCAAAGGAGGAGGAAAAGCCAUGUUUUUCGUCAGAAUACAAGUGAGAGAAGUUAUCCUCUGCUUCCUCGCUGAAUGAUGCCAUCCCUGACACUACAGGGCAUUUCCCUGGUUCACUUUUUGAAGGAGUUCACGUGGGCAUUAUAAGAAAACCACACCAUGUUAAAUGUGCUAUGCAGUAAUUUCACAAUAUUUGUGCUAAUAAUGUAGACUGCAUAUACAAGACACUGUUUGAUUUGAGAAUUUAUAUAAUUAUUUUCUCAUUAGGGCAGCAUGUUAUUCAGUGCUGCCACCUCUUGACAGAUUUAUGUUAGCAGAACUGCAACUUUUCUUUAAUGACGAGUUUUUACAAGGGAUGUUUGCUUUAUGUAAAAAAUUCUGGGCCUGUCCGAAACCUUAACAGUGUUCAGUGUCAAUAACAGAAAAGGUGUUUUGCAAUAUAACAUGAUGAGCACAAUAACUGUAGUCACAGUGUUUAAAUGAACAAAAUUUGUAUAUAGAUAUUUUUCAUUGCUAUUUUUAUAGUGUUUUUUAUGGGGGUUAUCAAGACAAAUUCAGAAAGAGGGGGUUUAAGUCUGGCUCAACAUAAGAUCUGGCUGGUACAGGGUUCAUUUUGGGGUCAUAAUAUUUAGGUGUUGCCACAAAACUGAAUGUGUGCCCUUUUGACCCACACCGGUUCUGUAAAGACAUCUAUAAAAAUUACUUUAUAAAUAUUAGUAAUGGGAAACCUUUUUAAUUUGUUGUACAGUUUGGAUAUCUGUGAUUAAUUUAGAUUUCCAGGUAACAUCAUUUCUUGCUAAUAUAAUGGUUCAUGAUAUAUUAUUAAUUUUCAAAACUUUUACAAUAUUUUAAACAACCAAUAGGGAGACUUUAGAAAGUGUUUUGUUCCUCAAAGUACCUGUUUAUACCUUUUAUGCCAUCCAAAUAUCUAAUAUUUCAAGAAUCAGUCACUGAAUACCCAUACUGAUUGAACGAUAACUUUGUCUGAUUAACAAGUUAUUUUUAUUGAUAUACUGCAGUCCUAAAUACGUGGGUGGCACAACAAGUAUAAACAGAUAUUUUGAGGAGCAAAACAUCUUCUAAAGUCUCCCUAUUUAUAAUUUAAAAGAUUGUAAAAGUUAAAUAAAAUUAA